GGCAGCCCGGGGCAGCCGCCGUUUUCUUGCUGCUGGUGCCUUCCCGCCCGGUUUGUGUCGGACAAGGGGCGGGCCGGCGGAGCCCCCGACCCGAGAGACCAUGCCCCCCUCCAGCGGGCGGUGGCCGUUGUGCUUGCUGGUGGUCACCGGCGUGAUGGCCGGGCCACCCCCGGGCCGGGACUGCUCCGCGGAGAGGAUGGAAAACACCAUCAUCGAUAUCGACCUCUCCCUGCCCAAAGGCGUCCGGGGCGCGGAGCCCGUGUACGCCCCAGCCCCCGAGGCUUGUGUCCGCGCCUGCUGCUCGGGGGCAAAGAUCUCAGGAGACAAGAAGUGCAAUCUGAUGAUUUUUGAUGCUCGAAGGACAAGCGCACAUCCAAACUGCUACCUGUUUUACUGCCCUAGCACAGAGGCUUGCCCGAUGAAACCCGCAACAGGACUUGUGAGCUACAAGAUAACUAGAGAUACCCAUGCUCCAGAGGAUACAUCCUUCGGAAGUGAGUACUUUUCUUCGAAUGAGUAUUCUUUGUCUCCAGAUGCUGGAGCCUUUAUUUCUCACAGCCAGACUAGCCAUCGGAAUCGUACUGCUGCUUUGCAACAGUCUGUCUUUCAUCAGGCAUCUGAACUCCCAAACCACAUGGGCAAGCAUUCAGACAACACUGAAUUUCAUACAGUUUUUCCUGAAUAUCAAAGGGCAAAACAUCCUGAGAGCUUAGACCCCAUCCCAAAGCAGAAGGUAAUUGACCUGCCACAAAAUAUGUCUUCUGCUGAUCGAAAUGGAAACUCCUCUGUUUUGUUCCCUGCCACUCAGUCUAAUGCUCCUGAACCCAGCAGUACUACUCUCACUCCUCUGCCUACAAGUACCACCCAACUGGAAUCUCGUACAACCUCUCUGCAUCCUGGUGGUGCUAAACCUACUACUGUCACCACCACCAACAGAGCUACCUUUCCACCUACUGCGACUGCCAGAGCUAAACCUGGUAUCCCUGCCACCAGCAUUGCUGUUACUCAGGUUCCUCUUUCUAGUCCCACAACUUCUGCUUCUACUUCUACAACCAAGCGGGUGACCGCAACUUCAAGAUCUGCUGCUACCUCAUCAGGGCUAAGAACUCCAGCCAUCCCUCCUGAGCCAACAGUUGUGUCUUCCAACAUUACUAGCCAUGUAACCCUCUUCUCUUUUUCAGGUUUCACUCUGUUUGCUAGUCAUUCCCCCAUGUCUUCCCAAAACAACGCUCAGGGUUAUGACCCAUCUGAUUUAGAAAGCUACCUGCCGGAGAGCCCUCUGAGAGGGAGGAGUGCUGUUCAGCUGGGAGAAAAAAGCAGCCUUGUAGCGGCUUUGCUUUUUGGGGUGAUAUUCUUGUUGCUAGUUAUUGCACUGACUGGGAAGAAAAUACAUGAAUCUUUUCAGAAGAGGCAUUAUACCAGGCUAGAUUACUUGAUCAAUGGAAUGUAUGCUGACGUAUGAUAGGGAGAGGGAUAGGAUUGCGAGGAGCAUCUCUCAUCUUUGAGAAGACAACUCUGAAAUGGAACUGUAGAUAGUGAAAUCUCAGACGAGGAUGGAUUCCUGUUUUGGCCACGAACGCGAAAGUGGCAGAUGGCUUUGGUGGAGUAGAGAACUGCUCUUUCUACACUGAUUUUUUGAUUUAUGACUAAAUCCUGAAAAUAAACACUCAAAUCCAAGUUAAGCUAAGAAGGUCUUAUAUUUAAGGGGAAAAAGCAUUUCAAGAGCUUAAUCUGUACUAUGACGAGAUUAGUGGAAUAGAAGUACACCUAAUAAACUGAGUACCUGUGCAGUG
This is a messenger RNA of Strigops habroptila (Kakapo), 1793 nucleotides long. It is a transcript of the gene MANSC1, whose product is annotated as MANSC domain containing 1. The coding region runs from base 101 to 1462 and encodes 453 amino acids. Lineage: Eukaryota; Metazoa; Chordata; Aves; Psittaciformes; Psittacidae. The transcript has 3 exons. The record is from RefSeq and is a predicted model, not a curated record.